AUGCGGCACCGCAACCUGGUGGAGCUGCGCGGGUGGUGCAAGCACGGCCAGGACCUGCUCCUCGUCUACGACUUCAUGCCCAACAGCAGCCUCGACGCGCACCUGUUCGGCGGGGGCAACAAGGUGCUCGCGUGGGCGCAGCGGCUCAACGCCAUCCGGGGCGUGGCGCGCGGCCUGCUGUACCUGCACGAGGAGUGGGAGCACGUGGUGGUGCACCGCGACGUGAAGGCCAACAACGUGCUGCUCGGCGCCGACAUGGCCGCGAGGCUCGGCGACUUCGGCCUGGCGCGCCUCUACGAGCACGGCGCGGCCCCGGGCACCACGCGCGUGCCCGGCACCCUGGGGUACAUGGCCCCGGAGCUCACCGUGACCAGCCGCGCCACCACGGCCACCGACGUCUUCUCCUUCGGCGCGCUGCUGCUCGAGGUCGCGUGCGGCCGCCGGCCCGUCGAGCCGGGCGAGGCGGCGGACGUGGUCCUGGUGCGGUGGGUCCGGGACUGCGGGCUGGACGGCAACCUGCUGCGCGCCGUGGAUCCGAGGCUGGACGGGUGCUACGACGCCGGGGAGGCGAAGCUGGUGCUGUGGCUCGGCAUGGUGUGCAGCCAGGGCCGGCCUGAGGCCAGGCCCAGCAUGAGGCAGGUCUGCCAGUUUCUCGACGGCGAGGAGGUGCUGCCGGAGGACGCCGUGCUCGUGUUCUCGGAUCCCGACUCGUCCGUGACCCCUGGGUCGUCCGUGCUCUCGUCCAUGACCUGGUCCUCCUCCGGUGGCACCAUGUCCGUCGGCUCGCUGCAUGGCGGUCGGUGA
This is a messenger RNA of Triticum turgidum subsp. durum (durum wheat), 804 nucleotides long. Lineage: Eukaryota; Viridiplantae; Streptophyta; Magnoliopsida; Poales; Poaceae. The record is from the annotation of a GenBank genome assembly.